This is a messenger RNA of Cotesia congregata, 2331 nucleotides long. The record is from the annotation of a GenBank genome assembly. Lineage: Eukaryota; Metazoa; Arthropoda; Insecta; Hymenoptera; Braconidae.
AUGAAAUACCUGUCAAAAUUAUCAACAUGCUGCAGAAAAGCAAACAACAACGGCUUCCUGAUCGGAAUGAUCCUAGGAUUGAUAAUAAGCCUGCUGUUCUACCAAAUGUCAAGCAUCAGCAACCUAGACACCUCCAGCUCAGAAAGUAAGGCCCCCUGGUCAUACCUGUCACUGUCGCACGAGAACUCAAACACCGACUACGAGCUAACUAAUCAGAUAAACCGAGUGUCUUCUUCCGACCAGGUAGACGAGUACGCUCCCAAAUUAAAGAACCCUUCAUCAUUGCACAUCCAGGAUUCAAAGCAGCCGUGGAGGUUCACGCGACCCAGGUACUACUUUACUGAACUAGGAAUCCGAGAGAAGCUUUUUCUAGGAGUUCUGACCGACCCAGAGCACCUCCACAGCCGCGGAGUAACUUUUAAUAAAACCGUCGGGCAGUUUAUUGAGAAAAUCAGGUACUUUAUCACGAUUAGCGGCUCUGAAAAUGGCAACAAGAAGCCCAAUGUCUCUUUAUCGGGGAUUGUUGGGUUCACUGACACCAGAAAGAUCCUCAAACCUUUCCACGUGGUUAAAUAUAUUAUUGACAAUUAUUUAGAAGAGUAUGAUUACUAUUAUAUUGUUAAAGACACUUCUUAUGUCAAUGCUAGGCAGCUGAUGAAUCUCGUAGAGAGUUUUAGUGUUGGAAUUAAUAAAGAUAUUUACCUGGGUGUUCCAAUUUCGGAGAAGACUCUUGAAAGUUCUAAUUACAUCAGCGACAAUUUGAUUAAUUUCUGUUCUUUAGAUGCUGGGAUUAUUAUCAGCAAUUCAAUUAUGAGACAGCUGAAAAAGAACUUGGACUGGUGUGUUAAGAAUACUUUUUUGUACUCUAGUUCUGAUGAUGAUGUUAAUUUUGGACGGUGUCUUUAUUAUACUACCAAGACACCUUGCAACAAUAAACUCUUUAGGAGCAAUCAGGUUUUUUUGUCCAAGAAAAUUCCAGCUGAAAUUAAUCUGACCAACUUGACUUCUUAUUUUUUGGAUGAUUUGGUGUCUGUCUAUCCAAUCUUGGACCCCAAGGUUAUUUAUAAAUUACACGCUUAUGCAGCAGCUAGAGAAUUGAAGCGGAUUGAAGAUGAAAUUAUUAAAUUAAGGAAUGAAAUUUCUAGCUCGGCUCACUUGAGUCCGACUAAUAAGACAACCUCAUCCUGGCCAGUGGGAAUCAGUCCUGGGAAUAAAGCUCCAGGAAGGUUUGAUAUCCUCCGCUGGAAUUUUUUUAAUGAAACUCAUAUAUUUAUGGAGACAGACUUUGAUAAUGUGACUCCGCUGGUGGGCAGCAAAAAACUGGAGGUUGAUUUUAUACUGAAGACUGCUAAAAAGUUGAUAAAGGAGAAGUAUGAUGGGAAAUUUAAGUAUGAGAAAUUAGUGAAUGGGUAUAUGAAGUUUGACGCUUCAAGAGGCAUGGAUUAUAUUUUAGACUUGAGGUUUGAGGAUGGAAAUAAUAAAGUUGUGAAAAGGGUUGAGCUGUGCAAACCUUUGGGGAAAGUUGAGCUACUCCCGGUGCCUUAUGUCACUGAAAAUACUAGGGUUAAUUUGAUUUUGAUUGUUGAUAAGGAUAAUGUUGAAGAAGCUAUCAAGUUUAUGGAAAAUUAUGGGGCUGUAUUUUUAUACACUGAUUCAACAAAAGUGAAUGACAUUUACGCCAAGGUGAAGACUCAGGUGGUAAAUCUGACGGAAAAAUACAAUAAAAGCAAGGAUUUAUCAAAAAUAAUUUGGCUAUCAAUCCAACUGCCUGAAGUUGAAGAUCCAAGAGUGAACAUUGCAAUCACUGAUUUAAUCAUAAAGAAAUUUUCACCUGAAAGUCUUAUUUUAUUCGUUCAAACUCAAAUGGAAUUGACUACAGAUUAUUUAAACAGAAUACGAAUGAAUACAAUCAACCAAUGGCAAGUAUUCAGUCCAAUUCCUUUCGUAGAGUACAAUCCAAACUUGUACCAGACUGACCAGAAGAGCAACUUCGACUUGAACCACAAUCACGGUUAUUACGAUAAAUUAAACUACCAAAGUAUUUCAUUUUACGUAAAAGACUACCGGUCAGCGCGUCGAGCCAGUGAAAAAAUAUUCCCGGUGAUUCACAGCGACCGGGAAAUAAAACAACUGCCAACAUCGACAUCGUCUGGAAAAGACCUAAACUCGGUGUUUAAAUUGUUCGUUUUGUUCAGCGACUUGCAUGUCUUUCGCGCAAUAGAGCCUGCGUUGAAACUCCGCUACAGUGACAAAAAUAAUUGCAAAAGCUUGCUUGGACACCGCGGACAACUCGCGAGACUGAUUGACGAGUACCAAAAACAAGUCAGAUAA